GCUUAACCCAUUUAAUCCGAAAAUCAAAGCUUUACUAAUGGCCUACUCAAUGUGUCUUAACGUUCUUGAUUCAGUCCGACAUUGCAAUCCAACAGCAUUGCUCCCAUCUAAGAAACGGCCUGUCUCACAUGUAACAAAAGGAAAUCGUGAUGUUCCUUGUCCAUUCCAAAGCAUGGCCCUUGAAGAAAACUCAGGUGACUCCACUAUUGUUCGACGAUCAGGAAAUUUCCAUCCUACCAUCUGGCAUGAUGAUUACAUCCAGUCAUUAAAAAGUGAAUAUGUGGGGGAGUCAUACACUAGAAAAAUUGAUAACUUGAAGGAAGAAGUGACAAAGAUGUUACACAAAAUGGUGGAUCCUCUAAAGCAGGUCGAGAUGAUUGAUAUCUUGCAAAGACUUGGAGUAUCUUACCACUUUGAAGAUGAAAUAACGAGGAUAUUGGACAAAAUACACAAUACUCAUUAUGGAGGUGGAGUUUGCAAGGAGAAGAGUUUAUAUGCCACAGCUCUCGAAUUCAGAUUGCUAAGACAAAAGAGAUAUAAUGUACCUCAAGAGGUUUUCAAGAGUUUUACCAAUGAAAAGGGGAAUUUCUAUGAAUGUAUUUGUGAUGAUCCGAAAGGAAUGCUGGCUUUGUACGAAGCCUCAUUCCUCUUGAUAGAAGGUGAAAGCCUCUUAGAGGAAGCAAGAGAUUUUGCAAGCAAACAUCUUAAAGAUUAUGUGGAGAAAAGCAAAGAUCAAAAUCUGCGUACUAUGGUGAACCAUGCCUUAGAGCUUCCAUUACAUUGGAGGAUGAUAAGAUUGGAAGUAAGGUGGUUCAUUGAUGAAUAUAGAAGUAGAGCAGAUAUGAACCCCGUCUUACUUCAGCUUGCAGAAUUGGAUUUCAACAUGGUACAAGCAGUCCACCAAGAAGAUCUAAAAGCAGCUUCAAGGUGAUGGAGGAGUACGGGCCUUGGAGAGUUGAGUUUUACGAGGGAUAGGGUGAUGGAGAAUUUUCUAUGGACAAUUGGCGCAUCAUUUCAACCUCAAUUUGGAUACUUGAGGAAAAUGUCAACAAGGAUCUAUGCAAUGAUAACAACAAUAGAUGAUGUGUAUGAUGUAUAUGGUACUUUGGAUGAACUUGAGCUCUUCACGGAUGUUGUUGAGAGAUGGGAUGUCAAUGCAAUGGAACGACUUCCUUACUAUAUGCAGCUAUGUUUCCUUACCCUCUACAACUCCGUUAACGAAAUGGCUUUUGACACCCUCAAGGAAAACGGAUUCAACAACAUUCAAUACCUUAGAAAGGGGUGGGCAGAUUUAUGUAGAUCUUAUCUAUUGGAGGCCAAGUGGUAUUAUAGCGGAUAUACACCGAGCCUUCAAGAAUACAUUGAAAAUGCAUGGAUUUCAAUAUCAGCACCACUUAUAUUGGUGCAUUCUUAUUUUUUUGUCACAAAUCCCAUAACAAAGGAAGCCUUGGAUUUAUUGGAAGACUAUCCCAAUAUGCUUCGUUGGCAAGCAAUGAUUGUACGGCUUGCGGAUGAUCUCGGAACAUCUAAGGAAGAGUUAGAGAGAGGUGAUAAUCCCAAAUCAAUUCAAUGUUACAUGAAUGAUACUGGUGCUAGUGAAGACGAUGCUCGUGAGUAUAUAAGGAAUUUGAUUAGUGCAACAUGGAUGAAGUAUAAUGAAGAAAUCGCUACAAGCUCUCCCUUUUCCGAAACAUUUAUUCAUAUUGGAAUGAAUUUUGCAAGGAUGUCCCAAUGCAUGUACCAGCAUGGAGAUGGGCACAGCAUCGAAUAUCACGAAAGUAAGGACCGAGUCUUAGCAUUGUUGAUUCAUCCCAUCCCUCUACCUAAGGAUUGCUGAAUGAUUGAUAUAUCCACACGUGAUUGAAGGUUCAACUUCAAAAUUACAUAGAACUAUUUCUUUUCUAAUUUGUUCCUUUUUCUUUCUUAAAUUUGGUGACUUGAUGCGUCAAGUGGUAACUCCAACUGUACUUCACAAGUAAUCACUAGCCCCUUAGUACCAAAAUACAUGAUGUAAAAGCCAAACCAAAUCUAGCUUGGUUUGCUUAAACAUAAAUAAGACUGCUUUAUGCUAUA
Messenger RNA from Juglans microcarpa x Juglans regia, 2073 nucleotides. Its product is annotated as myrcene synthase, chloroplastic-like. The record is from RefSeq and is a predicted model, not a curated record. Lineage: Eukaryota; Viridiplantae; Streptophyta; Magnoliopsida; Fagales; Juglandaceae. Gene Ontology annotation, molecular function: magnesium ion binding; terpene synthase activity. The coding region runs from base 980 to 1837 and encodes 285 amino acids. The transcript has 7 exons.